CACUGGCCCCCCUUCGCCAUUUUGGAGUGUCUGUUCAGGGAGUGAUCGCCAGGUGAGGCUAUUGCGUGCGACAAGCUGAAAAUAGAAGCCACAAAAUGACAUGGCAAAGGCAAAGCGACAUCUCAGAAGAGCGAUGAAUGCUAUGCAUGCAUGAGCGUGUACGCACUGUACGUGUGCUUCACUGGCAGAACGGACUUGUCGACUGUGUAGACUGUAUCCGUACCUGACAUACAAUAUUCCGUCAGUGAGAGAUCGGCAACAUGGAUGGUUUCUCUCCUGAGUCGAAAGCGAUAACUCAUACGAGGCUGUCAAAGAGAUCGACAGGACGGUUCGAGAAUGCCGUUUCCAUGAGGCCACGGCGAUCACUUGGCUGCUGUGUUCAGAGUGUGUGUGCCGUGUUGCAAUUCUUCCUGCGAGUUAUGUUAUGCAUUGCUCUUGUCUCGUCAUUAUCACGCAGAGAUGGCAAAGAAUACAUUUAUGUGGCUAUGCUUAACCCAAUACGACUGAGGACAGACACUGAGGCAAACGGUAAUCGACUCAGAAGUGAAAUCAAGGUCACUGUCGCCCUAUUUUCCGCUCUCAAGGACUCCAUACAUCACUCACUAACAUUAGACCGAUGAGAGAGUCCAGACCUCAACCAACCUGCAGGGAGACAGGGAGACAGGGAGACAAUAACAAGUCAUGUGCACCGAUACGAAAAAGAAGAAAUGAUUCAUGCUGGGUGCUUCCAUGCAUGUCUCGUCCUUUCUUUCAUCACCGGUCUCAGCCUAUCGAGGUGCCUUAUGCACAUGACCUCUUGGCCUUUUACAGACCAGUACAGAAAUCUCGCGAUGCAUGCAUGUCCUGUAAACUUGGACCAAAACAUGUCAGAUCUAUCGGGGAUAAUAAAGAUACUGUACCUAGACUCCCCGGGGGGGCCAGCCAAUCUCCUUGAAACCGGAAUUCCAGAGACAAGUCAAAAAGAAACAUGCAAGGGCUUCGACUCGAGCUGACGUAUCAAAAAGGACGCGACAAAUCUGAGUUUUGCACAGCGUCAAUCGCACAAUAGCCGACUUGGAGAGCUGCAUCUCCUUUCCCCUGAAAAAAUGUUAUCUCUUUACUCUCCUCGUCGCUAGGAACUCAUACUCCGUCAGCCUCGUUUCCCCGGGGCCCUCGUUCCUUGGGUUCAGGGAUCUAAUCAUAC
Fusarium verticillioides 7600 is the source of this 1183-nucleotide messenger RNA. RefSeq lists its product as hypothetical. The coding region runs from base 261 to 620 and encodes 119 amino acids. The transcript has a single exon. The record is from RefSeq and is a predicted model, not a curated record. Lineage: Eukaryota; Fungi; Ascomycota; Sordariomycetes; Hypocreales; Nectriaceae.